CAUUUGGCUCUAACAUUUUUGUUUUCUUCCCGACUCUUUUUAGAACCUGAGCAACACUCUCCCUCUCUAGUACUCCAGCUUUCUCUCUCUAAAACCCUCUCUCUCUCUCUCUCUCUCUCUCCAGAACUGAGAAAAACACCGGCUCCGUGUAACCAGUACCUUAAGCAUUGUAAUGUUCUUCUUUCUUCAAUUUUAUUUCUUUUGCUUCUGCAACCAUUAGUUUGGUUUGGCUCUGCAUUAAGAUUGUUGUUUUCAAUACUACCCUUCUUUUUCUUCUUUUUUUUCAAAGCCCUCUUUUGGUUCUGAAAGUUGUUUUGGGUCUUUCGAGUUCUGAAAUGGGUCAUCUUCAAAAAGAGAAAAGCCUCUUGGGUGUUGAAGUUCAAUGCUUUUCAGAGUACCCAUUAAUGUCGAAGGCAUAGACUCUGAGAAAUCUUUGGUGAGGCAAGUGGGUUUUCAUCAAAAGCUGUUGUUUUCCGAGUAAAGAAAAAGCAAAAGGAAAAUUGAUGUUGCAAUUUCUGGGUUAAGUGGCUUCUUGAUUGCUGGCUGUUUUGGGGGUUUUCAGAUAAAUAAUAGUGUUGUUUCACUCACUGAAGGCAUCCCUGUAAUGGGAUAUCUGUGCUUGUUCUCUCUCUUGAUAUUUGGAUUUCUAUCAAAAUCUCAACUUGUGUAUGCUCAGCUCCUCCAUGAUGAGACCACCACAUUGUUGGCAAUUGGAAAAGAGCUUGGACUAACUGAUUGGGGUCUCAACAACACAGAUUACUGCUCUUGGCCCGGAAUUGGAUGUGCCCUGAACAGUUCAAUGGUGGAAAAGCUCGAUCUUUCGCAUCGUGGGCUCGAAGGUAAUAUCACUCUAGUCUCUGAGCUCAAAGCAUUGAAGUGGCUUGACCUUUCAUAUAAUGACUUCCAUGGAUCAAUCCCACCAAGUUUUGGUAACUUAUCUGAGCUUGAGUUUCUGGAUUUGGCUUUGAAUAAAUUUGGAAGCUCAAUUCCUGUAGAGUUGGGUAGGCUUAGAAACCUUAGGUCAUUGAACCUAUCCAAUAACUUGCUCACAGGACAAAUACCUUAUGAGCUAGAGGGCCUAGAAAAGUUGCAAGAAUUUCAAAUUUUUACCAAUAAGUUGAGUGGUUUUAUCCCAAUUUGGAUAGGCAAUUUGACCAAUCUAAGAGUUUUUACAGCCUAUGAGAAUGAAAUAGGUGGUACAAUCCCGGAUAAUCUAGGCUUGAAGUCAGAGCUUCAGUUGUUGAAUCUUCAUUCGAACCAGCUCGAAGGGACAAUACCUGAGAGCAUGUUUGCUUUGGGGAAGCUAGAAAUUUUGGUUCUGACUCUGAACCAAUUGACUGGCAACCUUCCUGAAGAAGUUGGGAAUUGCAAGGGCCUUUCGAGUAUUAGAAUUGGAAACAACAAGAUUACUGGAAGCAUUCCUGGGGCAAUUGGAAAUGUUAGCAGCCUUACCUACUUUGAAGCCGAUGACAACAAUCUCUCUGGAGAGAUUGUCUCAGAGUUUGCUCAAUGCUCUAAUCUCACACUCUUGAAUUUGGCCUCGAAUGGUUUUACUGGAACGAUUCCUCCAGAGCUUGGACAGCUUACCAAUUUGCAAGAAUUGAUUCUUUCAAGUAACAGUCUGUUCGGAGAGAUACCAACAUCAAUUCUUAGCUCCAACAGUCUUAACAAGCUUGAUUUAAGCAAUAACAGAUUCAAUGGCACCAUUCCAGCAGAUAUCUGCAACACAUCGAGAUUGCAAUACCUGCUUCUGGGUCAGAAUUCAAUUACAGGAGAGAUACCUCAUGAGAUUGGAAACUGUGUUAAAUUGCUUGAAUUGGAAAUGGGUGGUAACUAUCUGACUGGAACUAUACCUCCAGAGAUCAGUCACAUCAAAAAUUUGCAGAUAGCUUUAAAUCUGAGCUUCAAUCAUCUUCAUGGACCAUUGCCUCCGGAUUUAGGGAGAUUUGACAAGCUGGUUUCUUUGGAUGUCUCCAAUAAUCAACUCUCUGGGACUAUCCCAUCUGCAUUAAAGGGGAUGCUAAGUUUGAUAGAGGUUAAUUUUUCGAAUAAUCUGUUCACCGGCCCGAUUCCCACCUUUGUGCCAUUCCAAAAAAGCCCAAAUUCAAGCUUUUCGGGGAACAAAGGGCUCUGUGGAGAGCCAUUGAGUUCUUCAUGUGGAAACUCUAACAGCCAUGGGAGUUACCAUCGUAAGGUUUCUUACAAGAUCAUACUAGCUGUUAUUGGUUCUGGGCUGGCGGUUUUUGUAUCAGUGAUAAUAGUUGUUAUGCUCUUUAUGAUGAGGGAGAGACAAGAAAAGUCUAAGAAAUCAGAAGGAAUUGCUGAUGAUGAAAGUAAUAACCAACCAUCAAUAAUAGCAGGAAAUGUCUUUGUUGAAAAUCUCAGACAAGCGAUAGAUUUUGAUGCUGUUGUCAAAGCAACGAUGAAGGAUUCGAAUAAGCUAAGCAGUGGAACUUUCAGCACUGUCUACAAAGCAGUUAUGCCUUCUGGUAUACUUUUAUCAGUGAAGAGACUGAAAUCUAUGGAUAGAACAAUAAUUCAUCAUCAGAGUAAGAUGAUUAGAGAGCUUGAAAGGCUGAGUAGACUCUGUCAUGAUAAUCUAAUGAGACCAAUUGGAUAUGUAUUUUAUGAAGAUGUGGCUCUUUUGCUGCAUCAAUACUUACCCAAUGGAACAUUGGCUCAGUUCCUUCAUGACUCUUCCAAGCUUCAAGACUACAAGCCUGACUGGCCAAAAAGACUUGAGAUUGCCAUUGGAGUGGCUGAAGGGUUGGAUUUCCUUCAUCAUCUGGCCAUUAUACAUCUUGAUAUCUCUGCUGGCAAUAUUAUUUUAGAUGCCAGUUUCAAAGCUUUGGUUGGGGAAGUUGAGAUUUCGAAGCUCUUGGACCCGUCCAGAGGCACUGCAAGUAUCAGUGCAGUUGCUGGCUCAUUUGGUUAUAUUCCCCCAGAGUAUGCAUAUACAAUGCAAGUUACAGCACCAGGAAAUGUGUAUAGCUAUGGUGUUGUUUUGCUUGAGAUUCUCACAACCCGAGUACCGGUUGAUGAGGCCUUUGGUGAAGGGAUAGAUUUGGUUAAGUGGGUUCACAGUGCACCUGCAAGAGGGGAAACCCCAGAGCAGAUACUCGACCCGAGGCUUAGCACUGUCUCGUUUACAUGGAGAAAAGAAAUGCUUGCAGCUCUUAAGGUUGCACUGCUCUGCACCGACAGCACACCAGCCAAGCGGCCCAAAAUGAAAAAGGUGGUGGAAAUGCUUCAAGAAAUCACUCAAAACUGAGUGAAAUUCAUUUGGGAUUUCCUCAUUUUUGAUCCGUGAGAUCAAGAAUCCAAUGGUCAGACUAUCUGCUGCUAGUUUUGUAUUGAAGGAUUGAUAGAAAAUGGCACUUUGUAAUUUCUUUCAGAACUGGAAAAAGAAAUUGUGGAAGAUGCGUCUCAAUGAUGGGUAACUAUGCUCUCCCAGAACAUUGAUGCUCAUGAAAAUAGCAUUUGUACCCAUUUUCAAGUACAAUCCAUAUUGAUGUUUAUACAAGCUUCAUUUCUUAUCUUCGUCGUUA
Camellia sinensis is the source of this 3548-nucleotide messenger RNA. RefSeq names its product leucine-rich repeat receptor-like tyrosine-protein kinase PXC3. NCBI's taxonomy places the organism in Eukaryota, Viridiplantae, Streptophyta, Magnoliopsida, Ericales, Theaceae. The record is from RefSeq and is a predicted model, not a curated record. Gene Ontology annotation, biological process: protein phosphorylation. Gene Ontology annotation, molecular function: receptor serine/threonine kinase binding; ATP binding; protein kinase activity.